Messenger RNA from Schistosoma margrebowiei, 175 nucleotides. NCBI's taxonomy places the organism in Eukaryota, Metazoa, Platyhelminthes, Trematoda, Strigeidida, Schistosomatidae. The record is from the annotation of a GenBank genome assembly.
AUGGGAUCCAACCGGAAACACCUAGAAGCCGCAAUCGCAAGGCUCGAUCGGUUUCAAACGGUAAACAUAACACGACCUCUCAGGUCGUCGACAACCCCCCCAAAACCCAAUACUAAGUUUGACGCAACUGUUAUUGCUUCUACCAGCACCGUUGACGAAUUGGUAAAGGUUGUAA